Vanessa tameamea is the source of this 2565-nucleotide messenger RNA. RefSeq names its product armadillo-like helical domain-containing protein 3. Gene Ontology annotation, cellular component: cytosol. The transcript is spliced from 14 exons. The record is from RefSeq and is a predicted model, not a curated record. NCBI's taxonomy places the organism in Eukaryota, Metazoa, Arthropoda, Insecta, Lepidoptera, Nymphalidae. Bases 111 to 2153 code for a protein of 680 amino acids.
UAUCAGUUGUACAGCUGAACAUCUGUAAAACUUUUAAAGUGGCAAUUUUAUAUUAUACGAAAAGAAUACCAUAAUUAGUAUCAAUUAAUUGAUUAAUAAGCUGCACGACUAUGGCUACACGAAAGAGAAGUGGCUCUGGUUCUAAAAGACAUUUAAAAGAAAAAGUCGUACAGAUAUACGAAUCAUUCUUUAGAGGCGAAGACUUGACAAGUGAUAACCCAACAUUUUGGGAUGAGUUUUUUCUGUUAAAACCUAAAAUUCCUCAGCUUGAAGCUGAAAUACAUAAGCUGUCCGCUGAACAACUAACCAAUUUAAAAGACAAUAUCAAUUUAUUGGUUCUACAAUGCAUAGAAAUGUUGGGACAAGAACAUCACAUAAGGUUGGUGUAUGCACUGCAGACGUUCAGUGCAAUAUUGACUACCAUGUAUCAAAGAGCGGGGCAAGAUGCUACUCUGAAUAUCAAGACUAUUUUAUUAGGAACAGAUACUGCAAAUGCAAAAAUGCAGAAACUAUUAGAACACUGCAGUACAGUGUUAUCAGGUGAUGUACCGGAUAGCUUGAAAUCAAUGGUGCUGAAGUUACUAUUAAUAAUCGCAACCGGAAUAGAUAAUAUUGAUGACAACCCACUGGUGGAAUAUUUAAUGCUUCAUUCGUUGUUUGAGCCUCUGAUACAGUUACUGUGUACAGCGACUGAAAGACAGCAACAUGGGUAUGACGUCGUGCUGCUCCUGAUGUUCCUAGUUAAUUAUAAAAAACAAGAAUCUGCGAAUCCCUACGUCGUGAAACUGUCGAUACUUGACGAUGAAUUGGCUCUAAAUGGAUACGGUCAAGUAAUUAGAGCGGCAUUGAACGACUUCGUGAUGUCAACAUUCGGAGGAAUGCAGGCGAGCGGUGGCGGGUGGUUGUCAUCUCUCACGAGUAUGGUGGGAGGUAUAUUUCUCACCAGCGACGAGACGCAGCCAGUGGUUAGAGGACAAAGAAAUAGCGGGGGUGAGGAGGGCAUGCUGCUGGCGCUGUACGAGGCGUCUCACCUGAACCGCAACUUUAUGACGACGUUGGCGCAUUCGUCGUCCGCAGCCGCUUCCUCGGCGCCCCCCUCCCCGCCACACACGCUCCCCCCGCACCAGAGCCCACCUAACUUAGCGCAGAUUCAAGCGCUUGACAAUGAUCAGCCAACAAACCUACUAGUCACGUUCUUUCAAUACUGUUCCAUAGUGAUGGCAGACACGCGAACAGAGGCCAGUAUCAAUAAGUGCAGCCUGUGUUUCAUCACACUCACUUGUAUUGUUGAGGAACAGUUCGCAAAUUCUAUAAUGCAUGAUCAAAAUCUUACGUUUAAGGUCCAACUGUACAGGCUACCAAUGCGUCACAGAAAAAUAGUUCCCGAAGAACCGCCGUCACAACCUCUCGCUUCGACGCUCAUCGAGCUGCUGGUGGAGUUCAUGAUGUGCCACCUGCUGAAGAAGUUCCCGGGCGCGCUGUACGAGCUGUGCGUGGGCGUGCUGCUGCGGCUGCUGAGCUACCAGAAGCGCUGCCGCGUGCGGCUGGCGCGCGACUGGCGGCCGCUGUGGGCCGCGCUCAUCGCGCUGCUCAAGUUCCUCGUGGCGCACGAGGGCGCGCUGCUGCGGCGCCACAACGUGUUCCUCAUGGCGCAGCAGGUCGUCAACAUAUUCAACCUGUUCAUCACGUUCGGGGACACGUUCCUACCGACGCCGUCGUCGUACGAUCAGCUGUACUACGAGUUGAUCCGGAUGCAUCAAGUUUUUGACAAUCUCUUUUAUAUGGCGCUCCGCUACUCGACGGCGGCGGGCGAGUACAAGGCGGAGGCGCUGCGGCUCGCCAACUGCCUCGUCAACGUGCGCGCCAUCAUCCAGCACUUCUCGCCCAAGAUCGAGGCGUGGCUGGCCUCGCAGAGCCUCUCCACGCCCACCGAGGACCAGAUCCUCGAGGUCGUCCGCAAGAACUACGACAGCCUGAUCCUGAAGCUGCAGGAGGGGCUGGAGGCGUACGAGCGCUACGACGAGCGCGCGCAGCGGGCGCUGCUGCUGCGGCUCGCGCGCGCGGCCGGCGCGGGGGCGCGCGCGCGCUCCGACGCCGCCGCGCUGCGCCUGCACUCGGCCGCGCUGCUGCACCACUACACGGCGCUCGCCUAGCGGGCCUCGCGCUGACUCUCCUUCUCCCCUUGCACUCGUGGCCGACUCGCCAUAGAUUUGUGUUUUAAUGCUGCGUCUUCAAUACGACGAGGAACUUCGACACCCCUUAUGGGAAAUAUUUGAUUAUUUUAAAUUAUUCGUAAUACUCAUAUUACGUUCUCGACCCUUGUCCAUUAUUGUGCAUUUUAAUAUUUAUUUUACCAAAACAUUAGACGAUCGAGACGCUGACGACACCUGAUGACCUUCGACGUUCCGAUAUUUUAACCGUGUGGUUAACCAAAAUAUUAUUUACAUUUGUUACUAUAUCCGAUAAAGCGAAAGAGAAGAAUUUGUUUAUUAACGUAAAAACUAUAUGUUGAUAAAUACAACAUAUUACAAAAAACACCAUUUUCAAAAAACGACAACGUCUCCG